Molecule: messenger RNA, 1483 nt
Organism: Bufo gargarizans (Asiatic toad)
Lineage: Eukaryota; Metazoa; Chordata; Amphibia; Anura; Bufonidae
Product: potassium channel subfamily K member 17-like
Exons: 6
Coding region: 100-1053 (317 amino acids)
Biological process (GO): stabilization of membrane potential; potassium ion transmembrane transport
Cellular component (GO): membrane
Molecular function (GO): potassium ion leak channel activity
Source: RefSeq, a predicted model, not a curated record
CGCCCCCUCUGAGCUCCAAGUGCUGCAGCUGCUCGUAGCCUCAGAGCCAGAGAAUCAAAGGAGGAAUGCGGAGACUGCAGCCGGUGACCCAGGACCAUCAUGCCGCGCUGCUGUUCCCCCUGCCGGCUGCCUGUCACCCUGAUCCUCCUGCUCCUCUACCUCUGUUACCUGCUCCUGGGGGCCACAGUCUUCUGGGCCCUUGAGAGUGAAGCCGAGCAGAACCUGAGCCUCAACUUCCAGCACGAGAAGUGGGAGCUGCUGAGGAACCACACGUGUAUGGACAACCGGACCCUGGAGAAGUUCAUCAUGUAUAUUGUAGACACGCAUAAGAAGGGGUUAAUUCUUUUGGGUAAUGACACUAACCCGGAGACAUGGAACUUUCCUGGAUCCUUCUUCUUUUCUGUUACUGCCAUAACGACAAUCGGUUACGGGAACCUGAGCCCCAGCACUAUGGGGGGCCGCGUCUUCUGCGUCUUCUUUGCGCUGUUUGGGAUUCCAUUAAACCUAAUCCUGCUGAAGUGUAUCGGGGAGAGGAUGCUGAGCCUGGUGCAGAGAUACGCCGCCUUUCUGGGGAGGAAAAUCGGACGACAGAAAUCGGUGAAGUUCAUCUCCAGCGCGUGCGCCCUGGUGACUGGUCUUCUGCUGUUCUUCUUGCUGCCACCGAUCCUAUUCCGGGGGAUGGAGGGCUGGACAUAUGAGGAAGGCUUCUACUAUUCCUUCAUUACUCUCAGCACCAUUGGUUUUGGAGAUUAUGUCAUUGGACGGGUCCCCGGUAAGAAGUAUCCAGAUUGGUACCGGAACCUGGUGUCCCUGUGGAUCCUGUUCGGCAUGGCAUGGCUGGCCCUCGUCAUCACCCUGUGUACGAACCUCCUGGAGAACUCCAGAGACUUCUGCCUGUGCUGCAAAAAGAAAGAGGGCGAGAAAAAGGACCAGGAGCUCAUAGGCAUAACCCUCAACGGACACGCACCAUCACCCCUACAGGAGGCCGAGGACUCAGCAUCCACCUCCAGCAAAACCGAGUCACUGGAGUCAGACAGGAAAUGCGGAGAGUAAUGGACGUGGGCGCUAUGAGGUCAACCAUCAGCACGUAACACCCCUGAAAUCCUCUGUGCUGCUGGGGAACCUGCUCCUUCCACUAUGUAACUCUCAGUCUGUGAACUCCACAAGAUCAGCGCACUCCUCUCCUGAAAUCAUCUGUGCUGCUGGGACCCUGCCCUUUCCACUAGGUAACUCUCAGCCUGUGACCUUCCCCAAGCUCAGCACACUCCCCUUCUGAAAUCCUCUGUGCUGCUUCAGACCCUGCUCUUUUCACUAUGUAACUCUCAUCCUGUGACCUCCAGAAGUUCAGCACACUCCUCUCCUAAAAUCCUCUGUGCUGCUGGGGCGCUACUCUUUCCACUAUGUAACUCUGAUUAGUCUGUGACCUUCACAAGAUCAACUAACCCCCCUCCUGAAAUCAUCUGUGCUGCUUCAGACCCUGCUC